AUGGAAAAACCCCAAUGCUCCUCGCCUCUCAGUCCAGAUGAGCUGGCCCGGCUUGCACCAGCGGCAUUCACCACGCUCCCCGUCCGGAUCAACCGACACGACCAGCAGGCGCGAAAGAGUAGUUUUCAUUUCGUGAAAGCUUGGAGAGAUGCUUCGCAGCAGUCGCCUUUGAGCAAGCAAUCCACGAUCAAUUGGGAGAAUCUCAGCUCGUCUAGUCCCAUCGGCCACUUGGCGUCCCUGGUACACCCGGAAUGUCGACCAGAACUACUCGUCUUUAUGGCAAAGGUGUUUGAUUAUGCUCAGAUACACCAUGAGAUUGUGCAGCCGGGAAACGAGUCAAUAGCCAAGCCAAGCUUAACUCCCGAGUCAAACCCGCAAUCACAGGCCCCUUCAGAACCAGAGGCAGCGGACACCUUGGCCGCAAUGUUAUCUCCCAACCCUGUAUACAAGCGCAUUCAGCUCUCCCUCGCAUCCGAGUUAAUGGAAGUCCACGAGGACAACCUGCAGGCUGCUCUUGAUUCCGCAUCCGUUGUUGUUAAAGCGAUUUGGCUGAAUCAACAGGAUGCGUGUGAACCCACGACGUUUGACCAGUACUUCCUGAGCCAGCAGGCCAAGGGGAAAGCCCUGGAGACGACGCUCCUCCUCGAGGUGGAUCUCCGACCUACCUCUGCUGAGCUUGUAUGUGCAGAAGAUGUUCUUGCGCCGCUUCGCGUUGCACAAACUCUUGCCCUUGAGUAUUUCAGCUACGUCCAGACUGUGGAAGAACAGAAUGUCGGAACCACGUCUAGUUUAUCAUCUUCGUUGCCGACGAAAGGCGUCCCUCUGCUCAUGGCUGAACACGGCAUAUCCAAGAAGGAGGCACUGGCAAUUCUUCAGCGGAAGAUUGUAGCCGCGGAGCAGGAACACAGCGAUAACUAUAUAUCGUUCUCUGAAGACAAGACUAUGCCCGACAAUAUCCGACAGUAUGUCGAGCUGAUACGAUUGGCAACUGGGGGUCUUCAUGUUUGGGCCUCGUGCACGCCUCGGUACCAGCGCAAUGCGAUGAGAAGUGAAAAUGCGAAGGGAGCGGGGCUUAUAGGGACCAACUACGAGCGGCUGUCGUGGAUAGGGCCCAGAUCUGGAUCCGGCUUCGUUUUGGGUUUCUGGAUUCUAAUUGUGGUGUUGGUGUUUCUGGCGCAAGGGGCGUUUUCCUCUUCGUAUCGAUUCAGGCUCUAG
Molecule: messenger RNA, 1215 nt
Organism: Aspergillus calidoustus
Lineage: Eukaryota; Fungi; Ascomycota; Eurotiomycetes; Eurotiales; Aspergillaceae
Source: the annotation of a GenBank genome assembly